CUGUAAUUUGAUUACUACUGUAAACACGUAUACAAAUCCGUUGUUUAAAACAAUUUAUUUUGGACAAAAGCAAGACAUCGUGAAUUUAGCUAGCUUUAUUAUUAUCAUCAACUUCCACGACGCUGUCAGGCACAGGAAGUGAAUCUGCAUCGCUUCCGCCGAGUCGCCCAUCCUCACAGAUACGGGUCACUAAAAAAAAAAAGUAAACACGAGUCGGCAGCCUUGAAAAGCAUUUUUAAAACGCCUGUGAAUAAUCGACUGAAAAAGAAAUUGCCGAAAUGAUCAGGAUACACAGCAGGGUGUUAACUGACUGUACGAAACGCGGUAGUUAGUAAAUCUCGGAUUCUGUUACAAUCCAAGGCGUUGUUUAUGUAUGGCGGCCCUGUCAGAUUUGGUGGUUAGGUUUUUGGGAUCUGCUGGCAGCUCUUAUGUGUUGUUUUCCAAGGGGCUGUCAAGAGCUUUGCUGAUUUCCUUCGACCUGGCCUGGAGGCUAAGAAUACAAUUUCCCUAUCUCUACCUCAUUGCGUCCAUGAUAUUCAAUGUGAGAGUACAGGUCCACAUUGAAAUUCACUAAUUUAUUUAAGAUGGACUCAUUAGAUUAUUUUUUUCUGCUAUCAUAUUGACAGCUGUGCAUUUACCUCGUGAAAUUGAAUCAGAAAGAGAAUGCCAAAGGACCUUGGGGACUUGUCUGUUCUCUCACAACCCACAGCACAGGGGAGUGAGGGGGAAUGUGAGCCCAGUACCAGCUCUGGAAGCUUCCCAGUGCCUUAGGUGGCAGAGAAGACACCAUCCCUGGAUUCCAUGUGGGAAUCCAUCCCUUUCCCAUGGAGAAGGGAUCGCAGGGAUACCUUAGAGCUUCCACAGCAAGCUAACCGAUGGGGGCCCGGGAGGGCUCAAGAGAAUGCACAGAUGACACGCCUUCAUCGUGAAUUCAAAAGAGAAACUUGGAGGAAGCCUUCAAAUAUAUUGACAGCACGGUUCUCUCAGACCGGCUACAAGGAGCACAGGAAACGGUCGCUGACCUCAGAGUGUGGUGGCACGCUGAAGAAAACGUUGUGUUUGUAUGAGUUCACUCACCUCCAUAAAGUAUAUUUGCUGUGUUUAGAGACUGGAAUAAUCUGAGAUGGAUUGCGCUUUGCCUUUGUGAGGGAUGUGGGUUGUGUAAGGCCUUCUGCCGUCUAUCGUGUCCUGAAUGCAGUGCUCCCAGAACACCCCAGUGAUCUACUAGAGCGGUGUAGGCAGUUCCUCUUUCUUCACUGUCUUGACCUCAUGCCUUCAGAAAGAACCAGGCACAUGCUUUCUGGUUUUAGAUGUUCAGUGUGAAAUGUAGAGAUACAGUGGUUGCUUGUCAUAAGAGUGUUUGCACAAGCUAAUGUCUGGCCCACUGUAACAGCCUACUCCAUGACAGUAAAUUAAAGUGUUUUUACUGUUUUUUACAUUUUACUUUAAAAUUUUUUGUGUUGCGUUUUUGUCCCUCACAAAAUAAACUUCAAUGAAAAAGUCCAUGGUAAAUUUACAAA
Molecule: messenger RNA, 1520 nt
Organism: Acipenser ruthenus (sterlet)
Lineage: Eukaryota; Metazoa; Chordata; Actinopteri; Acipenseriformes; Acipenseridae
Product: small integral membrane protein 10-like protein 2A
Exons: 2
Coding region: 374-574 (66 amino acids)
Source: RefSeq, a predicted model, not a curated record